CUCUCAUCCACACCCAUUCUCUACCAAUAUGAUUGUAGUCUCAAAUGAUCCCAGUUGGUGGCCGGUCAUCAAUUCGUAUCGUUUGAGCAGCUAUUUUACAGGUUCGUGGAGAGCAGUCGGAUGUUGAAGUUGACUCAGUCUAACCUUGGCUGUGGUUUCGCAGUCGUCGCCUAUGUUGCAGUGAUGUAUGAUUGGGCACUUACAUUCGGACAAGAGGUGGAACUGAUCUGGCGACAACGAUGGUCCUUAAUGACAGUUAUGUAUCUCAGUGUGCGCUACCUUGGAUUCUUAUAUGCUACCCUGUACAUUCUGGACAGCGUUCCGACCAUCUCGCUGACAGAUACAGUGAGCUGGAUUAUCUACGUCGUAUUGGAUUGGACUAGUGUUGUGGUAUUCGCGAUGCUGUGGGUCAUCAUCAUCGCUCGGUUGCGUGCGAUGUAUCAAGGAUCCAGAAAGAUCCUGAUAUUUCUCAUUGUCGCCUUCCUGGCUGUCAACAUUUUCGACGGAGUAGUCACCAUAAUGGGAACGAUGCAUACUUCAGGGGAGGAACUCGUUCUCUCCGGCACUUAUCAGUGCCAGAUUAACUAUUCGAAAGAUAUCGCACUUCUGGCUUCGAUUACUUGGAUGCUCGGCACUGUAUGGGAGGUCUUCGUGCUAUGUCUCGCAGUCUGGAUUGCGGUAAAACACUUCCGUGAACUGCGACAACAUUCGGCAGGAGGGAUUAUCGAGGACUGUUUCACGGUGUUGAUGAAAACUCACGUGGUUUACUUUGCGAGCUUUGUUGCUGUUUCUUGCAUCGAGCUCAUUACUAUUUUCUCUCCGACAUUAUCAAUGGUCGAUUCCCUGGACACUCAGAUUAUUUAUGGGUUUGUUCAAAUUUUGACAGUCGUGCAGAUGUUUGUGCUGGGACCGCGCCUGAUCCUUGGUGUUCGGGAAUACCACGCUAAGCUCGUGGCCGAUUCUGACGCAGCAACUGGUAUGAUCUCAAUCGCUUUCCAGGAGCGCGUGGAAAUAUCGACUGGUAAUGGCGUGUGAUACUCGGUGGAGUUAACGGUUGUCUGGCGCCCUCCAAAGAGCAGGGAAAUUUGCUUUUAUUUAUUACCACUUUCU
Suillus plorans is the source of this 1110-nucleotide messenger RNA. RefSeq lists its product as uncharacterized. The record is from RefSeq and is a predicted model, not a curated record. The coding region runs from base 121 to 1035 and encodes 304 amino acids. The transcript is spliced from 12 exons. Lineage: Eukaryota; Fungi; Basidiomycota; Agaricomycetes; Boletales; Suillaceae.